UCCGAACCGAACAAUAUCCCAUGUUGAUGAUUUCAUUGAAUUAGCCGGCGAUAACUUGUGUUCGCAACCUCUCACACCUUGUUCCUCUACAAUCCUACACCCGACUAAGUAUAUAUCACUAUCCGCUACCUCAUCCUCAAACCCAAACCAACCCAACCCCCCAACAAAAUGACCGAAACAAGCCCCAUCUACAACCUCAUAGCCGCCAUGGAUGCCGAAGACGAAGCUACCGCCUACAACACCACCGCCGUCCCGGACGACGCAACAACAGACUACGGCGCCCGCGCCGUCCGCAGCGCCGCCAUGUCCGCAGACGAGGACGACGAAGCCCGCCUUGCGGACCAUGUCUCCGUCCAGGACUCUGCCCCAGGAGGUGGCCGGUACCAGCCUUCUGCGUACGACGACGCCCCACCGGAGGAGCAGGUGGUGUCGCAUCGUCAUCGGCAGGAGACGGCGACGGCUGGGGGCGGGUAUCAGUUGCGAGAGGUGGAGGAGCGGGCGGAUGGGUCGAGGCGCGUGCAUCGCGAGUAUGAGGAUCCGGCGACCGGGGUGACUUAUGUACGGGAUUUGAAUGGGUGAUGGUUCUCUUCUGGGGAUCGGGGGGCGGAUGUGGGAGUGGCUCUUGGGCAAGGGGUUUAGAGUAUGGUAUAGCAUUUGACAGGUUGCAGAAUAAUGUCGGGUAUAGGAUCACACGCCGUGCAUGAAGGGACGUUUGAACUUUCAGUAAAAGCUCACUAGAAUGGGAAUUCGGGGUCUGUGGUGCUUCCCCCGUAGGGGACAGACCCAAACCUUCGACAUUAUCAAUUCAAAUCACUGUAAUCAAUCCAUUCAACUCAAGCUUUUGAUAUCCCUUCCCUCCUGGCUCACGAA
Aspergillus uvarum CBS 121591 is the source of this 870-nucleotide messenger RNA. RefSeq lists its product as uncharacterized. The record is from RefSeq and is a predicted model, not a curated record. The coding region runs from base 169 to 579 and encodes 136 amino acids. NCBI's taxonomy places the organism in Eukaryota, Fungi, Ascomycota, Eurotiomycetes, Eurotiales, Aspergillaceae. The transcript has a single exon.